AUGAAGCUGUUUCUGGUCCUCAUUAUCCUGCUGUUUGAGAUAUCUGAAGACAGAGUGUGGUCCAGAAAAUGCUUUAGUACCAUAGCAGGUUACUGCAAGAAGAAAUGCAUGUUGGGGGAAAUAUAUGACAAACAAUGCAGAAGAGGAAAACUAUGUUGCAUCAAUGAAAGCAAAAAGAAAACACAGCAGCAAGCCAUACAAAAGCCCGAACCUUCAAGCAAGCCUGAUUUGAAGUUGGACUAUGUUAUCUUACCCACUGUCACACUUGGCACUUUUCCAGAAUAA
This is a messenger RNA of Rangifer tarandus platyrhynchus (Svalbard reindeer), 285 nucleotides long. The record is from the annotation of a GenBank genome assembly. Lineage: Eukaryota; Metazoa; Chordata; Mammalia; Artiodactyla; Cervidae.